Staurois parvus is the source of this 1527-nucleotide messenger RNA. The record is from the annotation of a GenBank genome assembly. NCBI's taxonomy places the organism in Eukaryota, Metazoa, Chordata, Amphibia, Anura, Ranidae.
AUGGCAGCUGCCAAGGCAGAGAUGCUCAUCUCACCUCUGCAGAUCUCUGACCCUUUCGGUUCUUUCCCACAUUCCCCCACCAUGGAUAACUACCCCAAACUGGAAGAGAUGAUGCUGCUCAACUCGGGGGGAUCCCAGUUCCUGGGCGCCUCCGUCCCCGAGGGCAGCGGAUUUAACUCCCCGGGGGAGGGAGCUGACAACUUCGAUCACCUGGCAGCAGAUGUAACCGGUGCUCUGUUUGUUUCAGAUGCCUUCUCAGAAAUGUCACUGAACAGUGACAAGACGGUGAUCGAGACCACCUAUGCCAACCAUACCAACAGACUGCCAUCCCUGACCUACACCGGUCGAUUCUCCUUGGAGCCUGCUCCCAACAGCAGCAACACUCUGUGGCCAGAACCUCUCUUCAGCCUGGUCAGUGGACUGGUGGGGAUGGCCAAUCCACCCACCACCUCAACUCCUUCAUCUUCUCCUUCUUCAUCUUCUUCAUCCUCCCACAGCCCUCCAUUGAGCUGCUCUGUACAGUCAAGUGACAGCAGCCCCAUCUACUCUGCAGCACCUACCUUUCCUAACUCCAGCCCAGAGCUCUUCUCUGAUCAAUCAGCACAGUCGUUUCCCAACGUUUCAACUUCUUCAAUUCAAUAUCCACCCCCUGCCUACCCUGUGACCAAGACCAGUUUCCAGGUGCCAAUGAUCCCAGACUACCUGUUUCCACAGCAACAGGGAGAUGUCAGUCUGGUGACUCCUGAUCAGAAACCCUUCCAGGCUAUAGAAACCAGAGCCCACCAGCCUUCCCUCACACCCUUGUCCACCAUUAAGGCCUUUGCUACACAGACUGUUUCCCAAGACCUCAAGACUAUCAAUAACAGUUAUCAAUCUCAGCUCAUCAAGCCAAGCAGAAUGAGGAAAUACCCCAACCGCCCAAGUAAGACCCCACCGCACGAGAGACCUUAUGCUUGCCCCGUUGAGUCUUGUGAUAGGAGGUUCUCCAGGUCUGAUGAACUGACAAGGCACAUUCGAAUCCACACUGGGCAGAAGCCCUUUCAGUGCCGCAUCUGUAUGAGGAAUUUCAGCAGGAGUGACCACUUGACAACUCAUAUUCGCACACACACAGGGGAAAAGCCAUUUGCUUGUGACAUUUGUGGUAGAAAGUUUGCCAGAAGUGAUGAGAGAAAAAGGCACACUAAAAUUCACUUGAGGCAAAAGGACAAAAAGAACGAUAAGGCAACUCCUGUCUCUGUUGCAUCUCCCAUCUCUUCCUACUCCCCAUCAGCCUCAACAUCUUACCCAUCUCCAGUGCCAACAUCCUAUUCUUCUCCUGUAUCUUCUUCCUACCCCUCACCAGUCCACAGCUCUUUCCCAUCUCCUUCAGCGGCCGUUACAUACCCCUCUGUUACCUCCACCUUCCAGGCCCAAGGUGUCACCAGCUUCUCAUCUUCAGUGGUCACCAACUCCUUCAGUUCACCAGUGUCCUCUGCACUUUCCGAUAUGUCCAUAACAUAUUCUCCAAGGACAAUUGAGAUCUGUUGA